AUGAUGGAAAUUGUAAAAAAGGAAAUUUUAAAGUGGUUGACUGUUGAUAUUAUUUAUCCUAUUUCAAAUAGCAAAUGGGUUAGUACUACACAAGUAGUGCCAAAAAAAUCAGGGAUCACGGUUAUAAAAAGUGAAAAUGGGGAUGAAAUACAAACAAGAUUAACUACUAGUUGGAGGGUUUGCAUUGAUUAUAGAAAAUUAAAUUCAGUUACUAGAAAAGAUCAUUUUCUCCUACCAUUUACUAAUCAAGUUCUAGAAAAAUUAGCUAGAAAAAACUUUUUUUGUUUCUUGGAUGGAUACUUUGGUUAUAAUCAAAUUUAUAUAAACCCUUUAGAUCAAGAAAAAACAACUUUCUCUUGUCCAUUUGAUACUUUUGCUUUUAAAUGUAUGCCUUUUGGUCUGUGUAAUGCUCCAGCCACAUUUCAAAGAUGUAUGCUGUCUAUUUUUUAUGAUAUGAUUGGAAAAUGUAUGGAAAUUUUUAUGGAUGAUUUUUCUGUUUUUGGUGAAUCGUUUGAUGAAUGCUUAAAUCAUUUACAGCAUGUACUUGAGAAAUGCACAGAGAAAAAAUUAUUUUGA
Molecule: messenger RNA, 576 nt
Organism: Spirodela intermedia
Lineage: Eukaryota; Viridiplantae; Streptophyta; Magnoliopsida; Alismatales; Araceae
Source: the annotation of a GenBank genome assembly